Molecule: messenger RNA, 4921 nt
Organism: Leptopilina boulardi
Lineage: Eukaryota; Metazoa; Arthropoda; Insecta; Hymenoptera; Figitidae
Gene: repo
Product: retinal homeobox protein Rx2-like
Exons: 4
Coding region: 809-2086 (425 amino acids)
Biological process (GO): regulation of transcription by RNA polymerase II
Molecular function (GO): RNA polymerase II transcription regulatory region sequence-specific DNA binding; DNA-binding transcription factor activity, RNA polymerase II-specific
Source: RefSeq, a predicted model, not a curated record
UUCCUAGAAUUAUUUAUAAACAAAAAAAAAGUAGAAAUGAAAGAAAAGAAACACAACGACAUAACUGCAUAAGGAAUAUGCAGAAUCGCACACUUUACAACACCAGUAAGUAAAAUCUUGACCAUCAGGAUGAGUUUGGAGGCCGAACAAAGCCCGCAUGUAACUGCCCUCUCAAACAUUAGUUUUCUAGAAGAAUAUGUUCCUAUUGGUCGCUCCUCCUAUGUAGGGGGCGUUUCUAUAGGACAUUGUUAAAUUAUAUAAACGUGUGUGAGUGUGGAAUGAUUAACUCAGUCUUUGGAUCAUCAGACAAGUACUCAUCGUGAGAUUCGUAUGGGGAUCGCAGUCACUAUCGGUCGCGCUGCAAGGUCCAGUACAACUAGUUUACUUCGUUAACUCAGCUUAAAACUAAUCAAAAUUAAUCAUAACUGCUAACAAUUGAUCACAAUUGGUUCAGAUUCCAUUACACACGUGGUCCGCACGGGUAAUCAUCUAAGUUUUUGCAUAAUUGUUUAAGUGACACGCGCAACCAUCAAAAACAUCGUCAAGCGCCUUUUUUUUAAAUUAUAAAGAGGUUGAGUAGAAUUAGAACUACUUUUUAGUUUUCCGAUCAUUUCAUUUAUCAGUUAUCUAUUAAUUACAAACGGACAGUGAUUGUUAAAAAAAAAAAGAAGGAAAGAUAAUAUUAAAUAUUUAUAAUUUUUUAUCAUCCAAAAAGCAACAACUGUGAUUAAAUAUUAAAGUGCGCCCCUAGUUUUUCAUUAUUUUUUCAAAAUUAAAUUUUGAUUGUAAAAAAAAGUUUCUCGAAGAAAUGGACGGUGGUCCUUUUGAUGAUCAGAUAUUUUCGGAAUUUGGAAAUCGAACUGCUAGCGGUGUUCAUAGUAUUCAAGUAAUGUUAGGCUUGCAUAGUUCUCAUCAUGGGAGUGAUAUAAUGCCAACAAGUGGACAUCUUCAUAAAUUGGAUACAUCUAAUAGUCCACCUCCACAUCAUCAAACUUCACAUCAACAUCUUCAACAGCAAAAAGAAUUAAAGGAACUUGAAUUAGUUGGAAUGUAUGCUCCACUUUCUCAAACGCAAGAUAUAACAACUUCUACAUCAACAACUGGUACAUCAACAUCGACUACUCUUCAACAAAGUUUACAACUUGGAAAUUCUUUGAAAAGGAAACCUGAAGAUCCAUUAGGAAAUCUAACGUCGGUUAAUAAUGAGGUGCAACCUGCCAAAAAGGAUUCUAAAAAGAAGACUGAUAACAAUGGAAUUAAGAAAAAGAAAACAAGAACAACAUUUACGGCCUAUCAAUUAGAAGAAUUGGAAAGAGCAUUUGAAAGAGCUCCUUAUCCCGAUGUAUUUGCACGAGAAGAAUUAGCUUUGAAGUUGGCACUUUCGGAAUCACGAGUUCAAGUUUGGUUUCAAAAUCGACGAGCUAAGUGGAGGAAGCGCGAACCUCCCCGAAAAACAGGCUAUAUGGCAACUGGAUCUGGAAGUCCUGGUUUGACAGGAUCAUUUACCUCCAUAAAUAACAGUAUAAAUCCUUUUGGAACGUCAACAACAACAGCAGGACCACCUGACGCAUGGUCAUACACUCCAACAGCUUACGAUCUUGCGCCACAUUUAAAUCUCUUGAGUUCAACAGGUUCACCUUAUUCAACUUCUUUCGGAGGACCCAGUAAUAAUGGAUCUGCUUAUUCUUAUGCUACAAUGUUACCGCAACAUGAUCCAUCUCUUUUUUCUGCACCAUCAGGAAAUACAAUGAGAGUUCAUCAGGAUUAUAUGAAUGCCAACAAUAGUCCACCACCUUCACUUACACGUGACUAUCAAACCAUGGUUACACAUUCUUCGCCACAACAUCUCACCAGUUCUAUUUCAGAGGAUGAACAUCAAAAUAAACAAUUAGACUAUGUAAGUGGUCUUAGUCCAACAGAUAAAUAUCAACAUGAACAAGCAGAAUAUUCUCAUCAACACGAUCAAAAACAAGAUUAUGGAAUGCAUUCGCCUUCAAAUCGACAAGGCCUAAAAGAUCAAGUAUUAAUUAAAAGCGAGCCCGGUGGCCAACAGAGUUAUGUUCAAUUACCUCCUUUUUUAAACUAACAAGAACUCUCAGGACAAAAUAUAUGAAUAAAAAAUCGAAUUAAUAAUUCUCUAAAAGAACUAUUAAAUUUACAUUCUUUCAUAAAAUUAUUAUUAUUAUUAUUAUUGUUAACUUAUAUGCUAUACAUAAAAGUGUAAACCGUUAAUAAGAGGGCGGAAAUUAGGAACAACAUAUUAUAAUAUGUAUUUAAACCAAAAUUCUCCAAAAAUGCUCGAUUAUUUGUAGCCCAAUAUUGAGGAUACUAUUAUUAAGAAGAAUAAAGUAAUAAUUUAUAUAUUAACAAUAAUAGUAUAUAAAUUCAAAUUAUUGUUUCCUCUAUAUAAACAAAGUGAAAUGUGCACAGCCCUAUCAGAGUACAUACGUCCAUUAAAAUUCACUUUGAUCGCGUAUUGGACACCAUUUAUUGUCCUCGAUUAACCUCGAUAAAAGUUUUGGAUUGCUGUUCAAUCAGUUUUUAUAAGUAUUAUUCCUGAUGGUAUUCAAAAAUUUGUUUCCGAAACAAUCACUUUUUAUUCGAAUUUCUACUUAACUCAAGAAAAAAAUUCUUUCCUGAUCAUUACGAAUUAAUUUUAAUCCUUUUGAAUCCUAAAAAGAUGAGGAUCAAUAAGGCCGUUUUUUGGGUCUUUCUCAAAUAGAUUUAUAUUAUGAAAAAUUUGAUCUCCUUAGAAUGAUAGACAAUUUCCCCAAACCGUUUUUGAUUUAUCAAAAAAUACCGGCAAUAACUCAUCUUAAAAAAUUGUAAAAUACAUCUUAGCAGAGAUUAGUUAAUUUUAAUUCGUAAUUAAAAAGUCCCGGUCAUCAAACUUUCCCAAAAACUUUGUACAUAUGUAGUGAAGAAAAUAUGUCAUUAUGAGCGAUCUAAAUCAAAAACCGGAACAAAAAAUUCAUGAUGGCGAAUCCAAUUCGUUGGAAACUUGCUACUUGGGGGUAGAUAUACAAAAUUCAAAAUGUCGGAUUCAAUAUGCCGGAAAAAUAUAACUAGUAGGAUGAGUUAUUUCCGGUAUUUGUUGAUAAAUCAAAAAACGGUUUGAGGAAAUUUUCUAGCAUACUAUAAGGAGACCAAUUUUUUCAUAAUAUCAAACGAUUUGAGAUGGGUCCAAAAAAAAUGACCUUAUUGACCCUCAUCCUUUCAUUUCAAAUCAAUUAGAAGCUAAAUUAAAAAUUUUUAAUCCUUUUAAAUUAUAAAAUUUAAUUCCGAAUUAAUUCGUUUUCAAGCCAAAAUAAUUUAUUUGUAAUGAAAUUUUUGGUUUUAAAAAAAUUAAAUUUCGGAAUGAUCCGGAAAAUUUUUUUUCCUACCUAUUAAAAAUGAUUGAAAUUUAAUCCAAAACUUUCGUGAGGGAAAUCAUAAAAAAGUUGAUCUUGCAUUGUGUUUUUAUUUCGUUUGUAUUAAGUUUUAAAUUAAUUCAUAUUGUUAUACGUAUUUCCAAAAAGUAUAUAUACAUAUAUAUAUUUAUCUAUACCAAGUUUUACUCUUUCAAAUCGUCUUAUUUUCAAAUUUUUUUUAACUAUAUAGCAUAGUAUAUAUUGACAAUUUUAAAUGUUUUGUAAAUUUUAUUUCAAAGUAUAAGAAAUAUAAGAACACAGGCGGAUAAAAUUUUAAUUAACAAAACCAGAUUGUUCCUGAAGAUUUUUAAAAGUUAAGAUUCAUAAUCUAUGAACCUUGAGUAGGUAAUAAUUUCAAGCAAAUUCAAUUGAUUUUUAAAAAUAUGUCUACGAUAUUAGAUCUGCCUUUUCGAAUAUUGAAAAUCUUAUAGGGAAUAACAAAUUUUAAUAAAAUUGGGAUUUUGAAUUUUUUUUUCUUUGAUAUUAAACUCCGAUUUCCAAGCAGCGAUUUCUAAAAUCCUCAAAUGACAAAUUGUGUGUAAUUUUAUAUACUUUAUGAAAAUUGAUUCGACUUUAUUGUGAACAUUAAAAUGAAAUUACACUAUUCUUUAUGUUGAAGUUGGCAAGUUAUAAGUUAAAGUUGAAGCUUAAUUAUUUCGGGUAUACCAAAUUUUAUUUAAUUACAAAAAUAGUAGAUUUUAUUCUAACGACUUUUUUUUUAAAAAUAAUUAAUAUUUAAUAAAAUUUUUCUCUAUUAAAUGCAGAGAAAUUUUUAAUAGUUUUCUAAUUAGGAUAUUCACCUUAUUGUCGAGUUGAACAAAUAAAUUACAUACUUUCAAAAAACGAUUUUUCAAAGUGGAAAAAAAAACUAUCUAAUGAGUCUAAAAUUUUAAUAAUAAGAAAUAUAGUCUGGUCCAGAAGAUCAGCAACAUUUUUUCGGCCUGUGCAAUUUUUGCAAUAUUUUCUACUACUAAGAGUUUAAUUGUAAUUAAAAUAAAAAGAUUGUUUUAAGAAAAACUCCUUAAAUUGAUAAUAUUCCAUUAAGUGUAUAGAAUGUUGUAAAAGAUUUACUUUUUUCUUUGAUUUUUAAAAAAAAUGAAACAUAUUGUAAUAGUCUAAUAUAAAAUGUAUACAAUUAUAUGUGCCUUAAAGGAAAUUUGAGUACAAUUCAUAUUUGCAAUCUAUGCUAUACAAUUUAGAUUAUGGAAAAAAAUAUAUCUUUGUUAUACUAAAUAGUAAAAAUCCAAAUUUGUACACUUAUACUGAUCUCAUUUAUGUGCCUUUUAUCAUUAUCGUAUAAAAUAAUAAUUAUCUCUAAGAUCAUUUAAAGUAUCUCACGAAGUUUUGCUUUAUUUGUGAAAAAUUAUAACUAUGUACGUCAAAUAUUCUACAAAUUCAAAAGAUUUACUAAUAUGGAUUCCAAAAGUGCUAAAACCUCUCUGUUUACUUUCUUGUAAGUUUGUCAAAUAAAAAAUACAACAAAAUAUUACAAUAAAAAAAAUUUCAAAAAU